Molecule: messenger RNA, 2975 nt
Organism: Alosa alosa (allis shad)
Lineage: Eukaryota; Metazoa; Chordata; Actinopteri; Clupeiformes; Clupeidae
Product: probable E3 ubiquitin-protein ligase HERC3
Exons: 25
Coding region: 1-2745 (914 amino acids)
Biological process (GO): ubiquitin-dependent protein catabolic process; protein ubiquitination
Molecular function (GO): ubiquitin protein ligase activity
Source: RefSeq, a predicted model, not a curated record
AUGACUAUCAGUACAAAAAGCAAAACGGAUCAAGGUGGAAAAAAAGAGGGCGCACUACUUCACUGGAAUUCCUCUGACGUAUCCAGCGUCCCAAAGUGUCUGGCGAACGUCCAAAACAGACAAGUUGUACAGAUUGCUUGUGGGGACAAUCACUCAGUAGCUCUUAUCAAAGACGGGCAGGUCUUCACGUGGGGCCAGAACUCCAAUGGUCAGCUGGGUCUGGGGAAGGGGGAGCCCAGCACCAUGUCCCCCCAACCCCUCAAGUCUCUGGCGGGGAUCCCCCUGUCUCAGAUCAGUGCUGGAGGGGACCACACCUUUGCCCUGUCCCUCUCAGGGGCCGUGUUUGGCUGGGGCAAGAACAGCGCUGGGCAGCUGGGCCUAGGAGACCUUUCAGAUCGUCCAGAACCUGUUGAUGUGAGUUGCUUAAGUCUCAAGAAGACCAUCUUUAUUUCAUGUGGAGUGGAGCACACUGCCAUCCUUGUAAAGGAUGGUGUAGUGUUUACAUGUGGAUCAGGACGUUAUGGCCAGCUGGGGCACAACUCCUUCAGAGAUGAACUGCGACCACGACUGGUGGCUGAACUCUGGGGCUCAAAGGUGUCUCAGAUUGCCUGUGGGAGGUAUCACACACUGGCAUUGGUUGAAUCCCAAGGCACAAUUUAUGCAUUUGGAUGUGGAGAGCAAGGACAGCUCGGAAGUGGCCAGACAGACAAUCAGGCUGUUCCUCUACCUGUUGAUAUACCACAAGAGCAAAACAGUGAAGGUGCCAUUAAGAGAAUUUUUGCAGGGGCUAACCAGUCUUUUGCUGUGAAAAAGUCUGGAGAGGAUUGGGUUGCUAGCCAUCCUAAUUUUGAUCAAAUCAAGAUGACGUGGGAGUUAAACUUUGAGAUAGCAGACAGAUGGAUUUCUAGCAACUCAAAGUCCUGGACAAUGACAAAGAGGAACAUCACAAAGAUUCUCUCAUCUGUGUCAUGUGUCAAUGGGAGUUUUCUUGAAAAAAGCUCUGACAAACAUUACUCUACAUCAGAGUAUCAGUGUGGUUUGGACUUGUCCAUGGCUCGCCAGUUUUUUGAGAAGCUGUCACAGAGUGAGAAGGUUCUGAAAGAGGUGGAGUCUGUGGUGCAGCAGCAUCUGCUCCCGUCUCUGAGCCCCAGCCCUGCUGGAGUGGAGGGCCUCAGAGUUUACCUCAUCCUGCCAGAGCUGCUCAGGGUGCUGCUCAAACAGCACAGGGGGACAGACCUCACCGUCUUAUUGGCCGAGGCCAUUCUCAGGCUGCACCCUGAUUCGCUGAGGAUUCUUGAGAGCUACUGGUCAAGAAUUGGGUAUUCCUUCUUCAGAACUGUGGUCAAGAACUUCCACUCUGUAUCCAAAAACUCUUCGCAAUCAUCGAAAAAAGUUGCGGAGAUGCUACAGAAGCUGUAUGCAGUUAACAGCCUAAGACACAGCAGGCUGAAUGACAGUCAUUUUCACAUUAAGGAGAUUAACAACUUCCUUUUUGAAUUAGAAUUGAUGGCCCGUCAGGAAUAUUUCAAUAUUUUCUUUUGGGGAGAAUCUUCAAAGGCCAUGCAAAUUUUUGCAAAGUUUUACACGGAAGUAAUCCAGUAUUUAACAGCAUUCCCUUGCAUUUUUGACAUGGAGGCAAAGCAGAAGGUGUUCCAACUUAAUGUAACGUCUAAUUCUGUCCAGGACAGACUUACCGGUAUCAUACCACAGACAAAUCAUAACACCCUACGUGUACAGAGACAAACUUUACUGAAGGACACAUUUGAGUAUCUGCAAAGGAACAUCCAUGACUUUCACAUGCCUCUGAAGGUGAAAUUCGUGGAAGAAAAUGGCAUUGAUGACGGUGGUAUAUCCCAGGAAUUCUUUAGACUCUUGAGCAAAGCUCUCAUCUCAGAGGAUUGCAAUCUGCUGCUGGAGAUCUUUGAGGAAUCGGAACUUGUGUGGUUCAUGUCUGAUGAGUGCAAAUCUGUUGAUGUAUACAUGGAUAUAGGCACCAUCUUUGGCAUGGCAUUGUACAACCAGUGUCUGGUGAACAUCCCUUUUCCCUCAGCACUGUUUAAAAAGCUUCUGGGUGAGAGGCCAACACUAAGAGACUUGGAGGAACUGUCACCCUGUCAGGCCAGGUGUUUGAAAGCAUUACUGGAUUAUGAGGAUGAAGAACUAGAGCUGUUGGAGCAAGAUUUCAGAGUGAAAGGCCAGGAUCUCAUUCCAAAUGGGGGAGAAGUUUUUGUGACAAAAGGCAACAGGAAAAAAUUUGUUGAUCUGUAUGUGGACUUUGUUUUUAACAAAUCCAUGGCACGGCAGUUUGAGGCCUUUGCAGAAGGGUUUGGUAGGGCCUGUCCUGAGCAGACAUGGAGGAUGUUCUCUCCUGAUGAGCUGAGGAUGCUUAUCUGUGGAGAGGCAAAGUAUGAGUGGGAGGAUCUCAGGAAGGUGGCUAAGUAUGAGAGAUGUGAGAGUUCUGAUUUGUUGAUUCUGAAUUUCUGGAGAGUUCUGUUUGAGCUGUCAAAAGAAGACCAGCUGAAGUUUUUGUCCUUCAUCUAUGGAACUGACAGGAUACCCAUUGGAGGGCUGGCCAAACGAGACAUGAGAAUUGUGAGACUAAACAUGGACAAUCCUGACGAAUAUUUCCCCCUGGCCAAUGCCUGUUAUGGCGUCUUACAACUUCCCAAUUACAGCAGCGUUGACAUAUUACGGGACAAGCUUACUCAUGCUAUUAACUACUGUGAUGUCUUUGGAAUGACUUAGCUCCAAAUGUUCCUGCUGUGCAGUUUUACUUUUUUUCGCUGACUGAAUGAAGAUAUAUACAUACACCCAGUAGGACAUAUAUUUUCCCUAAUGAAUGUACACAAUGUUUUGAGCUUUUGAGGACAAUUUUGGUGAAGUGUUACAGGGCAAAUAUAGCUAAUAAAUAUUUUAAAUGAAUGUCAACACCAAGCAUUUAUAAAUGUAUUGUAAAUAAAUCAAAUACUUUUGUA